CUUUGUGCAGUUGUAGAAAGUCUUGAAAAUUUGUCCAUAUAAAUGAAUUGCAUUGUCCCUUUACUCUUUCCUUUGUCUUCAUCCGUGAACGCAGGAUUGCCUGUUCAUGAUCUCUCUCCAACAUUUCACCUUAUAUUUGCAGUGUAGGUCCUCAACGUCCAGCACACAAGGAGAUUUGCCUGAGAAAACUACCUCUCCAAGAACAAAAAUUGCAGCAGUUAUCAGCCAACCAAAAUGACGACUACUUCUUAUAGCAAAUUGAGCAUGAAGCUUUUGAUUGACACCAAUGCUGGUAAAGUCCUAUUUGCUGAGGCUGAUAAGGACUGUGUAGAUUUCCUCUUUCAGAUUCUCUCAUUGCCUGCGGGAACUGUUAUGAGUCUUCUCAAGGAAAAAGGAAUGAGUGGAUCCUUGCCUAACCUCUAUGAAAGCGUAGAAAAUCUGAAGGACGCAUAUAUCCAAUCGAACCAAUGCAAGGAUAUCCUUUUAAAACCCAAGUCCUCUGUUGGGAUCUCUUCAGCUCCUUUUCUAUUGCUUAAUGAUGACGGUCUAACACGUGAGAAGACUUUUUAUGGCUGUUCCUACAGUAGUUCCCACUCAACUGUUUCUGAUGACCCUAGUGCUCUCUGCACAAGCUGUCGACAUAGCAUGUCAAGAAAGAUUACAUAUGUUGCUCCGCCCGUAGCAAAAGGAGCUGUGGCAGCAACAGGGGGUUUUGUGAAGGAUUUGGUGACAUACAUGGUGACGGAUGACUUGGUGGUUACGCCCAUGUCUACCAUUUCUUGCAUUUCCCUUCUCAACAAGUUUAAUGUCAGGGAUGUAGGUGUACUAGAGGAGGAAGUAGUAAGUUUUGGAAUGAAUGAGGCGCUGGAGUUGCUGAAGGCAUCUUUCGAGUCGAAAGAAGUUCUGACAAGUGUUUUCACGAGCUGCGUAAAAGUGGAGAAAUAGUCAUAAGACAAUGGAAUUGGACGUUUCAGUUUAUUAACUGCCUUAUGUAAGGAGUAUUAAAUAUUAAUGGCUUUCUUUUGUUUCAUCCCUGUGGGAGUCUAUUCUGUUUUGUAAGUUACAUCUAUUGUUAAAUUGUACUUGUGUAUA
This is a messenger RNA of Lycium ferocissimum, 1092 nucleotides long. RefSeq lists its product as uncharacterized. The transcript has 3 exons. Bases 235 to 945 code for a protein of 236 amino acids. NCBI's taxonomy places the organism in Eukaryota, Viridiplantae, Streptophyta, Magnoliopsida, Solanales, Solanaceae. The record is from RefSeq and is a predicted model, not a curated record.